Molecule: messenger RNA, 558 nt
Organism: Diaporthe citri
Lineage: Eukaryota; Fungi; Ascomycota; Sordariomycetes; Diaporthales; Diaporthaceae
Exons: 4
Coding region: 1-558 (185 amino acids)
Biological process (GO): carotene catabolic process
Molecular function (GO): carotenoid dioxygenase activity
Source: RefSeq, a predicted model, not a curated record
AUGCCUGAACCAUAUCAUGUUCCCUUGUGGCUGAACGGUGACGGCGCAAUUUCAUCUUUCAGGAUCAAGGAAGGUAACGUCGACUUCAAGCAACGCUUUGUUCAGACAGAAAAGUUCCGGGUUGAAGCUACCGAAAACAGGGCUCUCCUGGGCAAAUACCGGAAUCCAUGGACAGACUUGGUUGAGUUCGCGGAUCGAACCACAGCCAAUGCUACAGCACUCCCUUAUAAGGGCCUCAUCCUCGCCUUGAAGGAGGACAGCUGGCCGUAUGCGUUAGACCCGCGGACGCUUGAGACGAUCGGAAGGUUCGACUUCGAUGGUCAGUUGGAGAGUGAGACAUUCACAGCGCACCCCAAGUAUGAUGUGAAGACAAGGGAACUCCUUGCAUUCGGAUACGAGGGCAAGGGGAUUGGAAGCAAGGACGUCUUCUACAUGUCGAUCAACGAACACGGCAAGUUCACCGAGAAAGUCUGGUUCGGGGCUCCGUUUUGCGGCUUCCAACACGACAUGGCGUUUACCGACAACUGGGUUCUGUUCCCGAUUGUGCCCAUGGUAUGA